Messenger RNA from Aphanomyces invadans, 1251 nucleotides. RefSeq lists its product as hypothetical. The transcript has a single exon. The record is from RefSeq and is a predicted model, not a curated record. Lineage: Eukaryota; Oomycota; Saprolegniomycetes; Saprolegniales; Verrucalvaceae. Bases 493 to 1251 code for a protein of 252 amino acids.
UUUCCGCGAUGCGCCACUUUCGUCCAUUUAUGACGAUGGAGUUGGCGCUCGUUGGAUCGAUCGCGUUGUCGAUUUCGUUCGGUGGUGUGGCGAAUACAACAUGGGGGAACGCAAGGAGCGUAUUCGACAAGCGCAGGCGGCACCUAUCGACCUACCUUGACAUGACACUUUUCGACGGCGACAACCACGGCAGGGGCUAUGGGUGGCGUUGAAACGUGGUGAUGUGUGCUGCUUCCUUGGACGACCAUGUACGCCACAAUGUGCAAGUCCUAACUCACCGAUCGGGCUCACCCAAGAUGGUCUGUCGGUGGAGUCGACCCUGGUCCACACAAUUCACUUUGCUAUGAAGUCCACCGUUGCAAAGUGUCGUGAACAGUGUUCACGACCGCCACCAAGCAUUGGGUCAUCGACAGACUUCCUGCUGUGCUCGUCUUCUUCAUCUACACCUUGCUCCACGUGAACUCGACGCCCGUGCCCCAAGGUCACUUGCCCAUGGCGUCCUGGUCCACAGAGGGGUGCAUGAUGAUCGUGUCGAUGGUCGGCGGCCUCAUCUGCCGCAUGUUUUGCUCCGUCGACAGCAAUGGGUACAUUAUCACAAACAAGAGCUCGGCAUUCAAGGUCAACUACACGCGCAAGCUGCAGCACUUUGCCGCGUACAUGGUGCCGCUGGUGAUGCACACCAACUUCCAUGGCCCGCUCGCGCUCGCGUGGGGCGACUUCUUCACCAUGAUCGGGUUCCUGGUCCUGAUCAAGCCCGUGCGCGAGUCGCUGUCGUUCUUCAUGCUCCAGUUCAACUCGCUGGAUCGCCCGGAGGACCGCCCGCACACGCUCAAGUGGAUCAUUGCCGGCAACAUCGCGCCGGGGCUGUUCAUCCUCAUGUUUUUCAAGUGGCUCUUUGCCGAGAACGGCGACCUGGUCUACAUCAUCGUGUUCAUCACGGGCAUCGGCGACGGCUUGGCCGAGCCCGUCGGCAUCAUGUGGGGCAAGCACAAGUACAAGACGACUGCGUGCUUCUCGACGCGCGCGUACACGCGCAGCUGGGAAGGGUCGACGUGUGUGUUCUUGUCGGGCAUGAUCUUCCCCGCGCUGCAGUACGCCGACUUUGACAGCUUUGCGCAAGUCCUGGUCUCGAUGAUCGUGCUGCCGCCGACGAUGGCGUACGCGGAAGCGAUUGCACCCCACACGAUGGACACUCCCGUCCUCAUGAUCGGAUGCGGCAUCAUUUUGUGGGUCAUCACGACGUUUGUGUAG